AGAGGCUUGAAAAUGGCCGGGAAAUCCGGACGGACUAAGCGCUAUCCCGAUUUGCGCUACAAGUUUAUUCGGUCUCUUAUUUCUUUGGAACACUGGCAGCGUCAAAGGCAAUAUCUGAAGCAAGCUGCUGACUGGACGUCAAAGGCAAUUGUGUCGCUGGAUCUACAUGGAGAGUCAGUCAAGUCUAUAAAGCAAGCCUCACAACUUGAAGGGAUUGGGCGUCUUAUUGGGUCAAGGCUGAAAGACCAUGAGACUGCGGAGACAUACAGUCUAGAACCACCAGCUAUUGGAAAGUGUGCCAGUUCUGCAUCAGCGAUACUUGUGGCGAUUAUUAACAAGCAAGAUGAGAUGGUGGCCCAGGGUGCGAAUGCAGGUGACAAGCUGUGCAUUGAGGAAGAUGUUAUAAAGGACACAGCUGCGCAGAUGUGUGAAGAAACAUUCAUCGACACUUCCACAAAUAAUGCAUUUUGUCCUGCAUGGCAAAGAAUCACUGCCCUUGUUAGUAGAGGAUUUGUGAAGAAGCGCCAAAUGAACAGAAAGCCAGUUUAUCAGCUGUUGCCAUUAGGAGAGGACCUUGCAAAGAGGCUAAGGGAUAAGAUAAAUGCAACAGCACAGACUGACACUAAACCCCCCUCUACAGCACAAAGGAAAACUCCAGCUUCUAAACCAAAACCUAAGGAAUCUGUUAAUGCUAGUGCCACCAAACCAAAACGUGGACGGCCAAAGCCUGAUGAUAUUAAGGUCCCAACAGCCAGAGAGAGAGAUGAGGAGGCCCUGUACACCAACGACAAGGGAGAAGAUGGGAUUGUGCUGAUUGUGGACACCCAGGAAUGGGGUGGAGACAAUGUUGGACUCGGAGAGUUGAUACGUCUACUGCAGCAGCAAGGCAUAGUGUAUAAGACUAAGAGACUGAAAUGCGGGGACUACAACUGGAUCUGGAGAUGUGCAGGAGAGGAGAGAACGUUGCCAUUAGUGAUCGAGAGAAAAAGAGCAGAUGAUCUAGCUAAAAGUCUCAAAGAUGGAAGAUACCAUAAACAAAAGGAGAAUAUGAUUUCCUGGAAGAUGAAGUUCUUUGAGAAAGGCAUCAAUGCAUCCUUGAAAUAUGUGGUAGAGGGUGACCCCAAAGCUUAUGUAGUACGCUGUAGUGAUGGCUGUGGCUCUUUAAUCAAGUGUGGAUACCCUACAGUAGAGCAAGUUGAGAUGACGAUCCAUGAACUUGAGAAAGAUGAUGAUUUCCAAGUUUUACGAACUGCAAGCAUCAUUGGAACUGUUCAAGUCUUGACAGAUAUCACUGGUGAACUAAGCAGGAGACUUAAUAUGGGUCACUUUGACUGUCUCAUACAGUAUGAUGAUAUCCCAUCUACAGUUGAUGUCCCUUUAAAGCCAGCUGCAAACACCUUAGACAGUAAAGUUGAGAAGCACUUAACAACAAAGAUGCAGGGUAAACAGGAAAUGGUGGACCUAACAGAGGAUUCCCAAGAAAAUUAUAAGAUCUCCAAGCCUGAGGGGACUGUCAUUGUAAAAGACAUUCAUAAGAAUGUGGAUGCUGAAAGAACAGUUAAUAUUCAAAAUAAUUCAGGACUACCACAUCUACCACAUAAUAAAGGUUAUCAUCCCCAGACUAAUUCUGGUUUUACCCAUAAUGCAACUAUAACAGCAGACGACACACAUUAUCAUGCCCCCAUUGCUCAGGCACAUUCAUCAUUUGGUACAUCUAUUGUUCACCCUGACCCUUUUAAGGUCACUUAUCCAUGCUCUCCUGCCAAAAAGUCCACCCUGACCCAUAUAAAUGCCACACAUACUCCACCAAAGAAAUGUCAAAAUGUCAGAAAUAACAAAAUGGCAACCUUCAAUGAACGAGUGUUUGACUAUGGUGCUGAGAAAGAGGAUUCUUUAGCAACUGAUGAUAGCCAAGAUUUGGUGCUAUUUGAUAGAGAUAUACAUACCCCUAUUGCAAGUAAGGGUAAGGCUAAAGAGCUACAUUAUGCAAAGUCAAAUUCGGAGAUUAAAAACACUGAGAUAAUUCCUGAUGAAUCAGACACAAGUCAAGAAAUUCAAACUUAUGAUAUGCCGAAAAGAAAACCAAUCGAAAGUUCUAAAAUCAAGGACAGGGAAAUUGGAGAUGACUUUCCCUUGAUUCUAGAUGAUGUUGAAGAUGCAAAUGCUUUGGAGGAUCCUACCAGAACCUCACAAAUUAAGAAUAAGAUAAACCAGAAAACCAAAUUGAAUGUUCCAGAAAAUAAGAGAAUUUCAUCUAGUAAUAUUACUGAAAACAAUGUGCAAUAUACAUCCAACCUUGAUUUAGAAUAUUUGAACCCCCAACCAUCAACCUCCACAAUGCAACCCUAUGAAUUACAACAUGUGAACCCCAAAGCUGACAUAUACCAUAAGUCCACCUUGAUCUCAACAUCACAGAAAAGGAAACGCCCAAGUGUGAUGCUUCAUAACUUUGACAGUGAAAGUGAUGAUGAUAAUCAUGCAACUUUUAAUUUAGAAGUUCCUAAAGCUCUUGUGGAUGAUGACUGCCCUAGUCCUAAAAAACGGCAGCGUAAAACAAAGUCACGUCUGAAAUCGAAGUCAGCAUCGGUACAUGACAGGCCUGAUAUUGAUAUGGAAGUCAGCCAAGCAAACCCAAUGCACUCUUCAUCAACAUUUCACAUUAGGUCCAAGUCACCUAAAGAACAGGACAUUUUACCAAAGAGAUUUUCACCAUUGUUGGAUAGCCCCUCUAGCACAGAAUCCCCAUCUCCCCCACCUCCCAUGCCACUUCCAUCCAAACAAAGGGGUAAGGUUUAUCAAAUGUGCAGUCCAAAAAAGCUUUUUAAAAGCCCCACUAAAGAAUUUGGUAACUUGUGCAAAGCCAGUGUACACCUUGAAUGUAAAUUUCAUGAAACAGAGAACAAACAAACAAAAUGUCCACCACCGACUUCUCGUUCUGCAGUUUUUCCCCAAGAUUCAGAAAAUGAUGAAGAAUUUGAUAUUUUGAAUGAAGCCAGUGAACAUCUCAAGCAGAAGCUAUAUGAAAUGAAAAAUAAACAAACCAAACAUCUACCACUGACUACCACCCUAAGUACAGACAAAGAUGAAGAAUUUAAACAUUUGAAUAAAGCAAGCAUACAUCUCAAACAGAAAUUGGCUGAAUCUAUAGACACAGUGAAAAAUAAACAUUAUUUUACCAAUAAUGCAACAGCACAAGCAGCAGACGUCAAAGAAACUGAUGAAGCUAGAGUUCAGGUGAAUAAGCUACAUGUAGAUCUGAGAUCUUCAGACAAUGAUGAAAAUUGUAUUGUGCUUGAUGAUUCACAGAGCCAAGAUGACCAAAAAAGUCAAGAUUACCCAAUGAGUCUAGAUAACCCUUCUAAAAGCUCUUCUGACAGACAACUACUAUUGGAACACAGCCAAACACCUGACAAUGGAAAUCUUCCAUAUAAAGAGGACAUUUUGAAAGACUCUUUGAAAGAUCCUAUCCCUAAUGAUCACUCAUCUGAGAAAGAGGAUCAAACUCCUAUGUUCAGUGACUUAAGUCAGAGCCAAAAUGAUUUUUAUGUUGAAAUGCCUUCAAUGGACAUGUGUGAUUCUCAGAGCUAUACCCCAAAUAGGGACUGCUCUGAGCAGAAUGAAACAUCUCUCAUAUUGAAAUCAAAGAAUAACGACCACUCUACCACUAAGGAUACCUCUGCAGGCGUAAUUGAUGAGGUUGUUGAUAACUCCCAAAGUGAACCCAGCUUUGAAGAACCAUAUAAAAAUCUUCAACUUGUUAAAUUCCCACAGAGCAAAGCCAAAGAUCUCCGGAAACAUCCUCUUCAUGAAAGCGAAACUGAAGACAGCUUUGAAGAAAGCCAAGUAUUUGGUUCUGUUAAACCAUUCAUGGCAACACAUGAAAACACUUUUGAAGAUGAGAAGCUAGAUUUGAAUGAUAAUCACACCGAUAUGUGUGACAACAUUGACAAACAUCUAGAUGAUACAAUGAGUGACCUCCAUAAUGACCCAGAUUGUUGUGCAAUACAGGAAGAUUCUGAGGCUUCCCAGAGUUUAUUAAGUUCACCUAGUCUAAAAUCUAUAAGUGUCCCAUCAAAAACAGAGGUAAAAACUGUUAAGAAGAUGACUCCACUAACUAAUUCGAAGCAGUCAACAGUGAAAUCACCUGAUCUUAAUCAAUCAACCCAAGUGCCAAACAAGAUUGAACAAUCAACUGAAUCAUCAUUGCAAAUUAAGCAAGCAACUGAAUUGUCAUUGGAGAUUAAACAAUCAACUGAUAAGCAAUCCAAAACUAGUAAAUCAACAGAAGCAACAACUAAAACUAAGCAAUCAAUUGAGCAGCUGUCCGAAACUAAGCAAUCAACAGAAACUUGCCAAUCAAUAGUGUUCACCCUGAAUGAUUCUCAGGAAUCUCUCCCUGAUAUAAACUCUCAAAGUAUUGACGACUCUGAAUCUUUUGAGCUUGAUAAACCCAAUACAAUACCUGGUGACGAUCACAAGAGUGAUGGGGUCAUUGAAAAUACCCUUGUGCAAUCAAGUACAAAGCUAGAACACAACAUAGUGCAAACUAGUGCCCAAGUAGGACAUCACAGAAAUCGUGAUAAUCUGGAUUUACGUGCUAGAAGUUCCCCGCAUGAAUAUACAUCUUUGAAAUCAAAAACAGAGAAUUUAGACAGAACCUUUCUGGAAUCUGAAAAUAAGAGACUAACUCCAGAGGGAGAGAAUACAAGAAUUGGUAGGAUCAAACAGAGAAAAAGAAAUAUUUCAAUGCAGCAGAAAAACAAUGUUGAAAUUAUAAAAUCUGUAUUACCACACAUAACAGAACAAAAAAUUAUCCGAAAAUUAGAACUUCAUAAAAAUAAUGUAGAACAAGUAAUAACGCUUCUUUUAGACGAUUCUCAAAAUCUGGAUACACAAUCUCAAAAUCUGGAUACUCUGUCACAAAACUUGGAUAUGGAGUCUCAAAAUUUGGAUCUGCAAUCUCAGCAGGAAGAAUGUAUUGACCUCACUGAUUCAGUCCCAGUCUGA
Molecule: messenger RNA, 5007 nt
Organism: Owenia fusiformis
Lineage: Eukaryota; Metazoa; Annelida; Polychaeta; Sabellida; Oweniidae
Source: the annotation of a GenBank genome assembly